AUGCCAUCAAAGAAGGAAGAAAUUGCUUCGCAACUCGCCGACCUGACGGCACGCAUCGUGCAGAUUGAGUCAAGUAUUUCACUGAUAUCUUCACGGAUGAUUCAGAACGAAUUGGUCCAAAAGGACUUGCAACACCAAAUCACGGAUGUCACAACUACUAUGGCAAAUUUAGUGCAACCAGUCAAAUCGCCAAUCCCAAAGCAGUCGUAUCAGCCUUUUUUAGACGAUUUGAAGCGAUUCACUGAGAAAGAGACGUGCACUGUCAUCUACGACUCGAACAAAGACGGGAUGACAUCUAGG
Messenger RNA from Entamoeba invadens IP1, 300 nucleotides. RefSeq lists its product as hypothetical. NCBI's taxonomy places the organism in Eukaryota, Evosea, Mastigamoebida, Endamoebidae. The record is from RefSeq and is a predicted model, not a curated record. The annotation marks the transcript as partial. The transcript has a single exon.